AUGAUCAUAUCUCUUUUUCUGGCAUUCAUCGGUCUUUUGUGGCUGGUACAUCGUGUUUCGGUGCUCCUAUCGGUUAAGGUCGACAAGGCUGUCAAGGUCCUCAAUGUAUCCGUCCCUAGCGUCCCCCUAAUAUCUGUGGAUAAAGUUACUUAUCACAGUAUUGUGCUGCAUUGGGACUGCGAGGGAUCCAAUGGAUCCAAUGGAUCGGGUAGUCCUGGAGCUGUCAAUGUCGACUCUGAAAAUCCAAGGGAUAAUCCCUUGCAGAGCUUGUCUUCUGCGGGUUUGGAUGGGCCUCCUCUACUAUCUCAGGCAUCUCCUGCCUCGAUAAGCCAUUUCGUUCUCUAUAUAAACGGUCUGGAAGCCUCUGUUGUCGAUGGAGCGAAGCAGAGCUGUACAUUGGAAGGUCUCAAUCCCAAUACCAAUUACGAGAUAGAUCUGGUGGCUUUCAAUAUGGCCAAUUUCAGAUCUCGAAGUUCACCUAUAUUCGUCAAAACUGCCUCCUCUGCCGCAUCUGGUAGUGAAUCUAAUACAGUUGGUGAAUCUGGGACUUCUCUGGAUCAUCCAGAUGUUUUGCUUCGAGCUUUGGUACCGAAUGGGUCAAGGGCAAGUCAAUUAAUGGUGCAUGAAGCCUUCAGAUCAAGAUCAAGAAGCUCUGCCAUCGAUGGGUCCUCGAACUUAACUUUUGAGCCGUUUGAGCCCAUAAGAACUGCGCCUAACCUUAUAACAGACAUCAAUGAAUUGAAGUUUUUGCUAGAAAGUGGAUUGGAUGAAGUCCGAAGUUUGAUGAAGUCAUACAGAGAGGCAGAGCAAGAGUUCAAGGAUGAAGAAGCAAAUUUGGUUUUGGCUCGUAAUGAAGCAAGACAAAGAAGACGUAUCGAAGAUUCCAAUAGAGCAAAUAUCCGCCAAGAAAUCAAGUAUCUUGAAGAACAGCGAAUGAAAACCGAGAAUAGGCUGUCUGCAGACCGAACGAAGCUGGCUCUUAGGCUAAAGAAGAUGGAGCAAAAGCAGAAUCAAAUUGCGUCGUGGCGGAUCAUGACCAAUGAAAUGCAGCAUAAAAGAAGUUUGCAGGGUGAUAAGCUGCCGAAGCUGCAGGAGGAGAGAGUACAUGAAAUUCAGGAUCUUAAUAAGGAUGUUUUCUCUUUACAAGCAGAAGUACAUGGCUUAGAUUCCGAAAUAAAAUCCGAUUUGACCCAGAAAAAACCGCUGGAUCUUCAGAAGCAGGAAAUCGUGUUGAUGCUUUCACUUAUUGAGCAAGAGACAGACCUUCAGACCGGGCUUGUUAAACCUGCAGCUGAAGAAGAGCUUCAAAAGUUGUUUAAAUUGAAGCCAGAAUGGCAAAAGGAGCUCACAGAUGAAGUUUGUAGUAUAGACAAGAGAUCUGAAGCAGAAUGGAGAGGUCUCCAGAAGAAAGAGUUUCAGAAAAUAGAGAAAUUGAAAAGGCAGAUGGAUGAACUUAAUGAACUCAACAGUCUUAGUGUCGCUGUAAGCGGUAAUGCUUUCAGUAGUAUGAGCAAUACUGUUCCUUCACCUUCAUAUUCGGCUUCUCAGAAUUGGUCUGAGUCUUCCUCUGAUAUGAAUCAUCUCUUACCGCAAAAUCUUAUUGAUGCGGACGAUAUAUCCCAGGUUCAGGUCCCACAGGUUUUAUCGAGGUCUCUAGAUGCUUCGCAGGCACCUUCUGCUCCUUCAUCCGCCACAGGCUCUGCUGCUUCACCUGGUGGUGGUAUAGGUAUCCUUUCUGGAGGUGUUUACAGUGAUAUCAAUUCUCCUAUGGAUUACCCGAUUACGUCUCUUGGUGUUCUUGCCAGCAAUGCAUCUAAUUUUGCCAAUGGGAACAUUGUUGGUUCGCCACAAUCCUUACGCGCCACGCCUCUUCAACCUACUGACAGCGUAAUCUCAAGUUCGUUCUUGGAUAUGAAUUCACAGACAUCGCCGUUUGCUACUUCGUCCAUUGCUGCCAAUGCUGGCACACCAAUGGAAAUUGCCUUAUCGUCAUCCCUGCCUGGUUCUCAAGAGCUGGAUGAUGCUACCAAAAAUUUAAGUUAUAAUCGCCGUUCUGUCUUUGAUGGAUUUUCUACUAUUGGGUCGAAUGUUAGCAAUCGGAGUAUUGGUAAUUCACCCUCACAUAAAGAGGGGGUACCUGUUCAGUUUUCGAACCUGUUUAGCACACUAUCUCAAGAAUCAGCUGCCGUUGUUGCUGCCGCUGUAAGUGCUGACGGUGCGAGCGUCGCGAAUACUACUGACUACGGUAAGAGCUCGCUGGAACUGAUAUCACGCGCCCGUAGCACUAGUUUUGGCUCGAGCAUUUGGAGCAAUAACAACACCAAUGCUGCAGCUGGCGGUAAGAGUAUGUGGGGUAACUCUCUUGGUGUGCUGGGUACACCUAUAGCAAUUGUUGGUAGUAACGAGGAGAUGCCACAACAGAAAAGUUCUGGGUCACACAGAUUACUGCAUGGUGUUGCUAGAUUGAAAACGUGGGGUACUUCAAGUACAUCGUCAUCCUCGGAUACUGUGGAAGAAAAUAACUUUGAGCAGCGGGAAGGAGAGGAAGAUGGAGAAGGAAACUCGCACCAGAGUUCACCCUCAUUCUUCAGGAGCAAGAUCUUCAAAUUCGGCACAAGCCCAACGAAAACUGCCACGAAGUCUAGCGAUAAGUCCAAUAUUGCCAUAACACUUUUGCCAGAAGAGCCCACCGAAUUACAUGGGAUUGACAACAAAUCGAAUAGUGGAUCGUCUUCAGGGCAUUUGGGAAGUGGCUUCGGCUCGAGAUCGUCAAGAUUUUUCAAAUUGGGUUCCAGGAAAGCUUCGUUACAUCCACAAAGUGGAGGAACCGUGGAGAAUAGCAAUGCAACUGGACAAUCUGGAAAUGAAGGGAUGGAAAAUGCAUCGUCUGGAUCUAAUGGAAGUAUGUUUUCUAGGAAGCUAAACUUUGGAUUCAAGAGAGAUAAAGAUAAGGUGGACAGAAUAGAAGAGGAGUAA
Molecule: messenger RNA, 2976 nt
Organism: Brettanomyces nanus
Lineage: Eukaryota; Fungi; Ascomycota; Pichiomycetes; Pichiales; Pichiaceae
Exons: 1
Coding region: 1-2976 (991 amino acids)
Molecular function (GO): protein binding
Source: RefSeq, a predicted model, not a curated record